AAUACAGUGAAGAUAGCCGACGUUGGCGUUUCCAAGGCUGUGAACAAGAUCACAGGAACUUUGGCGGGAACACCUGUUUAUAUGGCACCGGAAGUGUUCCACUCUCAGCUAUAUGACACGAAAGCAGACAUAUACAGCCUGGGGAUAAUUUUAUGGGAGAUGUGGUAUGAGCAGCAGGCCUUCAGUGACGUCAGUAACAUACCAAGUCAUGUAGCUCUCUUUGCCAUGGUGGAUGAGGGCCUUCGCUCAGAACAUGUGAAAGGUUGUAAUGAGCCCCCACGCCGUUGGAAAGAGUUGAUGGAGAGUUGCUGGAACAAAAAACCAGAUGAACGCCCAUCAGCUUCGCAUUGCCUCAAGGAAGCUAUUGAACUUCCUGGAGAAGCAGAGGAAGUCCUGUAA
This is a messenger RNA of Pocillopora meandrina, 399 nucleotides long. NCBI's taxonomy places the organism in Eukaryota, Metazoa, Cnidaria, Anthozoa, Scleractinia, Pocilloporidae. The record is from the annotation of a GenBank genome assembly.